This is a messenger RNA of Alternaria postmessia, 783 nucleotides long. RefSeq lists its product as uncharacterized. The record is from RefSeq and is a predicted model, not a curated record. The transcript is spliced from 2 exons. NCBI's taxonomy places the organism in Eukaryota, Fungi, Ascomycota, Dothideomycetes, Pleosporales, Pleosporaceae. Bases 1 to 783 code for a protein of 260 amino acids.
AUGCCCACAUCCCGCGCCGUCUCCUCUAAAGACCUUCCUCCCUCGGUUGAAAGCGCCUACUACAGGAAAUGUAUCGACCUCCGCCGCCGCAUAACCGACAUCGAAGAGAACAAUGACGGCACGCGCCUGCGCAUCACACGCCUGAACCGCGGAAUUCAGAAGAUGCGUCUCGAGCGCGCAUUUCUUCUUGAGCAGCUCAACAAACACAUGGAGUACAACGUCGACGACAGCGAUCGCAGCAGCAGCCCACCGCCCACUCCAACAGACAAGCCAUUGAGAAGCAAAAGGAGCCACAACAGGAAGGGCACACCUCCCCUUGGUGGCAGUGCUGAGGGAGGAGCCGGUGAGAGGACAGCCAUGAGCGGGGAGGGUAGACUGGGUCUAGGAGCCCUAUCGCAUGGCAUGAACCCCAUGAGUAGUGCUCAGAGUACCCCGGACCCAUCAGGGCGUCCCCAGAACAGCUACUUUGGUACCAUCGGCGCUCCCACGGCGACAAGUCCACACACCGGUGCAAACGGCGCACCUCCUACACUUCCUCCCCUUCACUCGCUCCCACCGCUGCAGCCACAGCAGCAGCAGCCAGCACCCGCCCAGCGCGCAUACUUUGACCCAGCCUAUGACGAGCAACGCCCCACACCCGCUAGCAACGAGGAGGCAGCCGCCCGUCCACGCGCGUACUCAGGUGCUGCCCAGCAACCACCGACGACCGAUUCCGCGCCUCCUCCGCCGCAGAACGGCGACACCGAGAUGACCGACGUAAGCUUCACAGCUGUCAACCGCUAG